AUGUCAUGUCCAGACCGAGCGCAGGUCGUAGCGAUCUUCAUCUCUCUGCGACCAAUGCGUCUCAGUGCGUGCUCGGUGCGAGGUUCGUUACAGUUUUUUUCAUUCUGAAAGUACAAGCAUGGUGGAUAGCAAAAUUCCUGGCUAACUUUUUUUUUCUAAAUUUCACAUGGAGGAUUUUCAUGUCCGUGAUUGUUUUUUCAAACGAGCCUAGUUUCAGGUUACAUUGCGGGUGGUUCUUUCGAGGUGGUCAGAUACUUUCCGCAACACUUGAAGAAUCAACUGAUUCCGACUUUCUCUUUCAAAAACCACAUUCGACUCGUUUCUCAAAUUUCUUAA
Molecule: messenger RNA, 336 nt
Organism: Caenorhabditis auriculariae
Lineage: Eukaryota; Metazoa; Nematoda; Chromadorea; Rhabditida; Rhabditidae
Source: the annotation of a GenBank genome assembly